AUGCGUGCUACAGACAAAAAGAAAGAAGAAGAGACAGAUGUGAGCGGUGAUGAGCAGUAUAAGGAGGACAUUCCUACAGGUAACCACCCAGAUUCUUGUAGCAGGAGAUCAGAGGAGAAUCUUAUAUCUUCAGAUUAUAAAGCAGAUGAUGAUAUCACACAAGAUACAUAUGAAGAACAUUCCAUUAUCCCAGAUACACCCUCAGCCCUUCACAGCCAAGAUCUGUCAUCUCAUCCUUAUAUACAGGUCCUGUCUUCUCAGGGUGGUAAGCAGAAUAAAAGUCACAGAAGGGGUGUUGGACAUGAAAGAAAUCACACAGGAAAGAAACCAUUUUCAUGCUCAGAAUGUGGGAAAUGUUUUACUCAGAAAUCAAGUCUUGUUACACAUCAGAGAACUCACACAGGAGAGAAGCCAUUUUCAUGUUCAGAAUGUGGGAAAUGUUUUACUUCUAAAUCAGAUCUUGUUGUGCAUCGGAGAACUCACACAGGGGAGAAGCCAUUUGCAUGUUCACAAUGUGGAAAAUGUUUCACUCAGAAAUCACAUCUUGUUGGACAUCAAACAACUCACACAGGAGAGAAGCCAUUUUCAUGUUCAGAAUGUGGAAAACAUUUUACAUCUAAAACGUGGCUUGUUCAGCAUCAGAGAACUCACACAGGGGAGAAACUGUUUCCAUGUUCAGAAUGUAGGAAAUGUUUUACUUCUAAAUCACGGCUUGUUGAACAUCAGAGAAUUCACACAGGAAAGAAACCAUAUUCAUGCUCAGAAUGUGGGAAAUGUUUUACUCAGAAAUCAAGUAUUGUUACACAUCAGAGAACUCACAAAGGAGAGAAGCCAUUUUCAUGCUCAGAAUGUGAGAAAUGUUUUUCUUCUAAAUCAGAUCUUGUUGUGCAUCAGAGAACUCACACAGGGGAGAAGCCAUUUGCAUGUUCACAAUGUGGAAAAUGUUUCACUCAGAAAUCGCAUCUUGUUGGACAUCAAACAACCCACACAGGAGAGAAGCCAUUUUCAUGUUCAGAAUGUGGAAAACAUUUUACUUCUAAAACAUGGCUUGUUCAGCAUAAGAGAACUCACACAGGGGAGAAACUGUGUUCAUGUUCAGAAUGUGGGAAAUGUUUUACUUCUAAAUCACGGCUUGUUGAACAUCAGAGAACUCACACAGGGGAGAAGCCAUUUCCAUGUUCAGAAUGUGGGAAAUGUUUUACUAAAAAAUCAAAUCUUGUUGAACAUCAAACAACUCACACAGGAGGGAAGCCAUUUUCUUGUUUAGAAUGUGUAAAAAAAUUUACUUCUAAAUCCUGGCUUGUUAAACAUAAGAGAGUUCACACAGGGGAGAACCCAUUUUCAUGUUCAGAAUGUGGGAAAUGUUUUACUUCUAAAUCAAAUAUUAUUGAACACCAGAGAACUCACACAGGGGAAAAACCAUAUUCAUGUUUAGAAUGUGGGAAAUGUUUUACUAAGAAAUCAACUCUUGUUGAACAUCAAAGAACUCACACAGGGGAGAAGCCGUUUCCAUGUUCUGAAUGUGGGAAAUGUUUUACUCGGAAAGCACAUCUUGUUGUACACCUACAGAAAUGUCUGUUUUACAAAAUGCAAAUAGAAUCCAAAUAACACAUCUGUAUGUAUUG
This is a messenger RNA of Hyla sarda, 1625 nucleotides long. RefSeq names its product oocyte zinc finger protein XlCOF6-like. The transcript has 3 exons. The record is from RefSeq and is a predicted model, not a curated record. Bases 1 to 1608 code for a protein of 535 amino acids. Gene Ontology annotation, biological process: negative regulation of transcription by RNA polymerase II; regulation of immune system process; regulation of cytokine production. Lineage: Eukaryota; Metazoa; Chordata; Amphibia; Anura; Hylidae.